AGGGAAUGGAAUAAUGAAAGAGGUAUAUUACAAACCACACUCGUCUUUUGGGUAAACAUAAUUAUACCGUGAACAUCAGGCUGUAAGGAUGGGAGUCAGGGUUGAACGUUGAGCGAAUUAUAUGGUAGCACCUGUGCGCGUGCGAGGAAACAGUCCAUGGAAUUAUAAACGGAAAGGCGAACACAACAUUUGCUAAUAGCAGCGUUCUACGCAGUAUUCAUGGACCAGAAAUCAAUGAGAACGUAUAGGGUUUCAUGGAAAUCUAUUUAACAUCGAACAUAAUACUGGACUGUAUGAUUUACCAAGGCUACGAUUCUGUCUGAACAGUCGUGUGCCUUGGGAAGCUUUACUAUCCGUAGUAGCGUAUACACGUGUCGCUUUGGUGUCUUGGGCUGAGGUGCAUAGAUUAAUUAUUGCAUACUGUAGUUAUUGUAAAUAAUAUUUAAUUCGGUCUGGCUGGCAAAAUAACACGAUCCAGCCGGCUAUGAUAGGCUAGCCUACAUUUUUUUAAAUCAAGAAAUGCUGUUUGCAGUGCAAUCGCUUUUUCUGGACAGGACAUAAGAUGAACGCAGAACUUAGACAGUAAUCAUGAGGACUCCUGAAAGUAAUGGACUGCCACAGUGCACCGACGAAAUCAUCACGGGAAUGAACAUCAACAUGAGAAAAUAAAUAUUCAACUUUUUCAUCAAAGAACUGAAUAAUUAUAGAAUUAGCCUAUAAUUAUUAAUUAUUAUAUACGGCUAAAUCUAACGGUGCACUACUUCUCGCCUAAAGUGCUUUCCAUAAUUGAUAAACUAUUUUUGUCUGCGUGAUACGCUACGUUUAAAUAUGUUUUAGCCUACAUUUUAAAAAGUAGUCUGAAUUUAGCUGCUUCUGGCUUUUCUCCAGAGCUAGACAAAUUAAUUAAAAAAACCAUGGUACCUUCAGGCAGUUGCUUCAUCAGCAAUUUCUAGAUCACUAGCCUAGCCGUCGAACACCAGAUGUUGGGUUUGUCUUGAGUUGAGCAGCUGUACAACAGUGAAGCCGAGAGCCACGACUUCUUGUUACAGCGGGACGCCCAUGCCCUGUCCGGUUACCUGGAGACCACACUACACCACGAGACCAGGGGGAUACCGCGUACCACUCAAGAGCGCCUGCCUCGUAUUUUCCCACCACUGCCAUGGAUGACUCUGGAAUUAUUCGACGUAGGAGGCUGCAGAAGGAUCUGCCUCUACCCCGAAAAAGUAGCAGCUGCCGUACCAGUAACAGGAAGAGCCUAAUUCUAACCAGCACAUCUCCCACUCUCCCUCGACCACAUUCACCCCUUCCUGGGCAUAUAGGGAGCAGUCCCCUGGACAGCCCACGGAACUUCUCUCCUAGCGGUCCUGCCCACUUCUCUUUUGCUUCCUCGAGGAGAGCGGACGGCCGAAGAUGGUCCCUGGCGUCCCUUCCGUCUUCGGGAUACGGCACCAACACCCCCAGUUCAACGUCCUCCUCCUCGUCACAGGAACGACUGCACCAGCUGCCCUUCCAGCCUACCAUGGACGAGCUGCACUUCCUUUCCAAGCACUUCGGCAGCACCGAGAGCAUCACCGACGACGAUGGCGGCCGUCGCUCACCACAUGUGCGCCCCCGCUCCCGCAGUCUCAGCCCGGGACGUUCACCGUCUUGCUAUGACAAUGAGAUAGUAAUGAUGAACCACGUCUACAAGGAGCGCUUUCCCAAGGCCACCGCCCAGAUGGAGGAGCGCCUGUCGGAGUUCAUCCAGAACUUCGCCCCGGAGAGCGUGCUUCCACUGGCCGACGGGGUCCUCAGCUUCAUCCACCACCAGAUAGCAGAGCUGUCCAGGGAUUGCCUGACCAAAUCCCGGGACGGACUCAUCACAACCGUGUACUUCUUUGAGCUGCAGGAAAAGCUGGAGAAGAUGCUCAAUGAUGCCUAUGAGCGUUCCGAGAGUUCCGAGUUGACCUUCGUCACUGAGCUGGUCAAAAAGCUUUUCAUCAUAAUUUCCCGUCCCGCCAGGCUCCUGGAAUGUCUAGAGUUCAAUCCGGAGGAGUUCUACCACCUGCUGGAGGCCGCGGAGGACCACGCCAAGGAGGGACACCUGAUGAAGACGGACAUCCCUCGUUACAUCAUCAGCCAGCUGGGACUGACCCGGGACCCUCUGGAGGACAUUGUGAGCAUGGACAACUACUACGAUAGCGAAGGUCCCCACACACCAGAAACAGACGACUCGACAGAGGGGAAGAUGAAAGCUAUGAAACCCCCAUGUGAAGGGGACUUUCAGACGAUCAAGCUGAUCAGCAAUGGGGCAUAUGGGGCGGUGUACUUGGUGCGACACGGGGAUACGCGUCAGCGUUUCGCCAUGAAGAAGAUCAACAAGCAGAACCUGAUCCUGAGGAACCAGAUCCAGCAGGCCUUUGUAGAGAGAGACAUCCUGACCUUCGCUGAGAACCCCUUUGUGGUCUCCAUGUUCUGCUCCUUCGAGACACGCAGACACCUCUGCAUGGUCAUGGAGUAUGUGGAGGGGGGCGACUGUGCCACUCUGCUGAAGAACAUCGGGGCGCUGCCUGUGGAACUGACCCGGAUGUACUUUGCGGAGACUGUGUUGGCGCUGGAGUACAUCCACAACUAUGGCAUUGUGCACCGCGACCUCAAGCCGGACAACCUGCUGAUCACAUCCAUGGGUCACAUCAAGCUGACCGACUUCGGCCUGUCUAAGAUGGGUCUGAUGAGUCUCACCACAAACCUGUACGAGGGGCACAUCGAGAAGGACGCACGCGAGUUCCUGGACAAACAGGUGUGUGGCACACCAGAGUACAUUGCCCCGGAGGUGAUCCUUCGCCAGGGCUACGGGAAGCCUGUUGACUGGUGGGCCAUGGGCAUCAUCCUCUAUGAGUUCCUGGUGGGCUGCGUGCCUUUCUUUGGAGACACCCCCGAGGAGCUGUUUGGACAGGUCAUCACAGAUGACAUCGUGUGGCCUGAUGGAGACGAGGCCCUGCCCGCGGAUGCCCAGGGAUUGAUCUCCACCCUGCUACAGACCAACCCUCUGAUGAGGCUGGGCACAGGUGGAGCGUUCGAGGUGAAGCAACACUCGUUCUUCUCCGACCUGGACUGGAACAGUCUGCUGAGGCAGAAGGCGGAGUUCAUACCUCACCUGGAGUCAGAGGAGGACACCAGCUACUUCGACACCCGGUCCGAUCGCUAUCAGCAUGUCAACGCCUACGACGAGGACGACACCAACGACGACGAGCCGGUCGAGAUCAGGCAGUUCUCCUCCUGCUCCCCUCGCUUCAGCAAGGUUUACAGCAGCAUGGAGCACCUGUCCCAACUGGAGCAGAAGGCCCCCUCCGUGACCCGACGGGAGCACAAGGGCUCCCGAGAGGACAACCGGGGGAAGAGGGAGAGCCUGGGAAGUUUCCCUAUCCGGGACAAGAGCUGGAGAACUGGAUCACCAGAGAUGAAGCGUCUGUCCUGUUCCGAGUCUCUGUACAUGGACGGUGACUCCAGCCCCCCCCUCGGGGCCCGUCGGCGUUUCUCCGCCCUCAUGGACACACACCGCUUCGCCUCACAGCAGGAGGACAGUCCGGACCCACUCACCCGCCAGCCCCCUGUCAAAGCCAGGGGGACCUCGCUGGAGGGGACCUCGGUGCCCUCCACGCCCCCCUCCACCCCCAGCACGUCCCCAGACCCCAAGGGCAUCCUGAAGGAGGGCCACAUCGGAGAGAAACCAGUCAGACCCACUGAGACGCAGGGGGCCACGCCCACCCCCUCCGCUACCUCGGCAGCAGCCAGUAGGGAGCUGGGGGCGGGGCUUGUUUACGACCCCCUGGGUCCUCGUGCGACCAAUGGCCUGGUGCUCCGCAGGGCGAGGCAUCAGCAGAUGUCAGGAGACGCUGGGGAGAAGAGGAAUUCCAGGGCUGGGAAGAAGGUCAUCAAGUCCGCCUCGGCUACAGCUCUCUCCGUCACCAUACCGGCAGUCGACCAGCACGGCCACAGUUACAACUCCCCCUUGGCCAGCCCCAUGUCGCCCCGCUCCCUGUCCUCCAACCCCUCUUCCCGGGACUCGUCCCCCAGCCGAGACUACUGCCCCGCCCCAGCCGUCAGCGUCCUCCGCUCCCCCAUCACCAUCCACCGCUCGGGGAAGAAGUACGGGUUCACCCUGCGGGCCAUCAGGGUCUACAUGGGGGACACGGACGUGUACAGUGUCCAUCACAUCAUCUGGCAUGUGGAGGACGGAGGCCCCGCCCAGGAAUCGGGACUGUGCGCCGGCGACCUCAUCACCCACGUCAACGGCGAAUCUGUCCACGGAUUGGUCCACACCGAAGUGGUGGAACUCAUUCUGAAGAGUGGCAACAAGGUUACAGUGACGACCACGCCCUUUGAGAACACCUCCAUCAAGGUGGGUCCCGCCCGCAAGUCCAGCUGCAAGGGUAAGAUGGCCCGGCGCAACAAGAGGGCGAUCGGCAAGGAGGGACAAGACAGUAAGAAGCGGAGCUCCCUGUUCCGUAAGAUCACUAAGCAGUCCAACCUGCUCCACACCAGUCGGAGCCUGUCCUCUCUGAACCGGUCCCUGUCGUCCAGUGACAGUCUCCCUGGUUCUCCCACCCACAACCUGGCCGCGCGCUCCCCCCCACAGCAGGGGUACAGGUCCACUCCGGACUCCUCCUACCUGGGCGCCUCCUCCCAGAGCAGCUCUCCUGCCUCAAGCACCCCCAACUCCCCAGCCACCUCCCAGCACAUGCGCCCCAGUUCCCUGCACGGUCUCUCCCCGAAGCUCCACCGCCAGUACCGCUCAGCCCGCUGUAAGUCCGCCGGCAACAUCCCCCUCUCCCCCUUGGCCCACACCCCGUCGCCCACCCAGUCCUCCCCGCCCCCGCUCCCGGGUCACACCGUCGGCAGCUCCAACACCACCCAGACGUUCCCGGCCGGGGCCAAGCUGCACUCGUCCCCGCCCGUGGUGCGCCCCAGGCCCAAGUCGGCGGAGCCGCCCCGUUCCCCGCUCCUCAAGAGGGUGCAAUCGGCCGAGAAGCUCACGUCACCCCUGUCUCACACCCAGUCGACCAGCGGGGGAGUCGGAGGCCCUCUGAGGAAACACAGCCUGGAGGUCCAGCACUCUGACCUGUACCGGAAGGACCACUUCCACUGCUGUGAACUGGGGCUCCAGAGUCUGUUGGAGACGGAUGGGGAGAACCUGCCGCCUCCUAACCUGCCGCAGUUGCCCUCCUCCUCCCCGGGGUCGCCAGGUUCCUCGGCGGGGGCCACCGCACCUGAGACGGGGGUGCUUAAACCCAUGCGGAAGCUGGGGAGGCAGGAGUCCCCCCUCAGUAGGGACACACUGCUGGCCGGGAGGGAGAGGGAGAGGGAGAAAGAGAGAGAGCGAGAAAGGGAGCGAGAGAGGUCGCGCGAGAGGGUGGGGGAAAUCCUUAUGGCUUAUAGAACGACCGUCCCCGAUAGGUCACCUAACCGAGGGGGAGGAGCCACGACUGAUAAUGUGCAAUCCGUGGCUAGAAAACCCUCGACCAGUGAGCACACUUUUAGCCCUCAGAGUAGCCCAACUUACAGAGCCCAGUCCAGCCAAUCGCCAUGUCUUGAGUCCAUCAGAAGCACAAGUCCCAAAACAGUGAGUCCCAGUACUCCAACAGGGUCCCCAGGUGUCUUCAGGGGCCCUUCGGAAGGAGCGGAAAAGAGCCAGGGUCAGACUAGCAUGUUUACCAAGCAACAGAGCCCCCGGACGCCAGUGAGUACGAGCCCCCUGAGCCAGGACACGCAGGAGAAGGCCGGAGGGGACAGAACAGAGCCGAAGCCAAAUGGAGACAGCAGGGCAGCUCCUCCCCCACCUCAUCCUAACAUAACCUGUGGGGGCCUAGCGAGAGGCACUAGCCCAGACAGGGGCGUGGGUGUGGGGGGCUCCUCAUCAGUGACGUCUGGCUCAGCAGGUAUGUUCAAGGUCAGUAGUAAAAUACCCGGAGUGGUGGGCGAGGGCCUGAGAAAGAACGGAGCGGAGAGCAACGACUCUCCAAUUACUUUGGAGCUGGGCUUGAGGAGCCCCAAAAGCCCCAAACCUCCAGCGAGGGCCCUGGCUCCAGCAGUCCCACCCCACGGCCAGCCCCUCUCCAUGGGAAAGGCGAGGCAGGGACUGGGGCCCGUCAACUGCUACAGGGGCACCCUGGACUGGGAGGAUAAAUGUCGGCUUGAGGUGGUGGAAGAACACUCCCCAUCCCCCUCCCCGUCCCCCACGGGCGUCACCCCGACGCUCUGCGCCCCGUCCUUCUGUCCGGGCAGGACCAGGCCCGCCUCCCCGGGUGACAAGACCAGCUUUGUCACCCAGUUGACCAGCGCUGCCAAAUCAGUCCUGGGGCCUAUAAAGGGGUCAAUGGCGUCCCAGUCCCAGGAGCUGCCCAGGGGGAAGGAGCAGAAAGACAUGCCCAGGGCGGGUGAGGAGAAGCAGGGCACCGCAGCGGGAAAGUCUGAGGCUUCGCCGGGCCUCUGCGGCAGGAUGGUCGGGGGUGGCACGUCGGUGGCCCAACAUGCAGUUCACUCGGUUACUCCGUCGGAGAAGGCUGUGGGUAGCAGCCUCCCUAAACUGUAACGCUGACGUCAGGGUGGGGAUGCAGAGGGAAGGGCACCGACCAAUGAGAUGUCAUUUCUGAGUUCUAGAAUAAUUCAGCAAUGACACGCACUUAAGAGAACAUUCCAGUUCUGGAGGAGAGCGUCAAAUCGAUGAUUGAGUAGAACGAUGAUAAAGACGCUUUUAUGGACAUUUUGUAUGCAGUAAGCAUAUAAUAUAUAAAUAUAUGUAGGACAGCACUCCUCUUUAAGAACAAUUAGAUAUCUAUGAUGCGUGUUUGUGUGUGUGUGUGUGUGUGUGUGUGUGAAAUACUGCAAAACACCAAGCCAAACGGCCAACCACUUUGGUUUUUGUAAUUCACUUCAAAAGGCUCAUUCACAGGCUCAUUCAUCAGAUUGUGAUAUCAUGACCGCCACAGCAAUGGAACACAAAAGCCAGCUGUAAAUGUGUCUUCAGCAAGUAAAUGACAAAAUACGGUCUUUCUCUGAUACCGUUAAUAGGCUUACAGUAUGAUAAAGAAUGAAGAUGUGUGUCUAUCAACUGAUAUCUCCGAUUACCAUAGUGAAUGUCUGUUGACCAAAAAGGAGAAGCAACCUUGCGUUAAUUCUGGGUGAAUCUUGAAGGCAUUUUGUCUGUCCUGGAUUGUGUCCUGAAUGGCACUCUAGCCAUAGCCUCCGCGGAGUCCACUACUUUUAAACAGAAGCUCUGAUCCAAAGUAGUGCACUAUAUCGCAUAGGGUAAAACUGGUUCCAUUUACCUAUAGUUCCAUGGGUGAAAAGUGAAGCUGCUCAGAGCUCUUAUCUCCACAGAACAGGAGGGAUGCCAUAGGACUACGGCUGUAGCUGGAGCGCGCGCACACUCACACACAUUGGACACACUGAUAGACAUGCAUAUAAAUCCCAUACCACUGUGUGUGCCCCCAUGUGUGUCAGCACGGGGAUGUUUUCAGUAAACCCGAAUCUUCCCAGAAAUGCCCAGAAUCCAAACUGGAAUAACAUUAUUUAACUGCAAUGGAAUUUUGUUUGGGAAUGAAAUGCUCUGGAACUUUCCCUGGCUUCACAGCAACUGUAGGGGACAUCACUGUAAAUAUCUGUAAAGACUUGAGAAAUAUGAAUUAUACUGAUAUAUUUAUAUUCUGGCUCUCCAGUUCAGACAUUUUCAUGCAUCAUGUUUGUUUUGAACCAGAGAGAUGAAGAUGAAGAAGAAGGAGAAGAAGAAGGUGGCAGUGGUUGGGGUUCAUUGAAUGGAAGGACUAUCGGUUAAGGGCUGUGUGAAUAAGAAUGGGCUUUUCAUCCUUUGAUGUCAAAUGGGCACUCCCUGUUAACUUUAAUCUGUGCCUGUUUUCCCAUUAACCUUGAAUUCCUUCCUAGUCCUCUCUGGUGCCAGGUACCUGACAUUUUAACUCUGUGUGUUGUGAGGUAAUGAUUACAUUAGGUAAUUCGAAUUACAAAAUUCCGUCGGUCUUCCCAAAAUCACGCAGGUUUUCCUGAAACCCCUGUUGGACGUCAGUAGGGAAUAAGUAGGAAUCGUUCAACUAGGAUUUCUGAGAAAUCUCAAAAUAUUGGGAAUGUACCUGGAAUUUUGAAACACUAAAAUCAAUCCAUGUUUCACCACAGUAGGAUCAAAGUAUUGACCACUGCAUUUGUCUGUGAGUGAUGAUAAUACACUGUGUAUUAUUUAAAUGCUGAAAUGAUUCCUCUAUCUUGCUCUGUCUCUCUCUCACACGCACACACAAACACACGUUUCUCUUCUAUCAAACAUGUAACACCCACUGCGUAACAUCCAUAGUCUUUAUGCAAAUGAUUGGCAAAUUCUGGUGGAACAUUUUGUGACAAUAUGCAAGAAGCUUUCAUGUGCAGUAUUCCAUUACUUGGCUACUUUACUGUGGGCUGUCUGUAGCCUAUAACGUGGAUUAUACUGCCCACUUGUGGUAAUUAUAUAUAUAACAUUGUUUUGCAAUGUCAUGAUGGUUAUUCCAUGUAAUUUAACAUAGUUUAUUGAAAAUAAAUAUCUUGUUUUUUACUUUUAUGGAGUUUAUUAUAACCAUGUCUAAGAGAUGCAAAAUGUUAUAACAUGUCAUGGUGAUGAUUAUAGAAAGACAGAUUUUAGGGAUUCUGUGGUGAUGAGUAGAUCUACUGAAUAUGCAGUUGUCUGAUGUUUUGGUGAAUAACUUGGCAUUUCGUUUUGCAGUGUUUUUCAACACAUCCUUACCGAUAGAUAAAACAUUCCACUUCUUAUGGGAAUAUGAGAAACAUUUGUCACGUAAUCCAGAUGAUAGCCUGAUCACACAGGUGAUGUUAAUCGUAAUAUACUCAAGUUAAACAUCAGGAGUAGUGACAUUAUCCAUAAAUGGUCAUUAUCCAUUGAGAAAAUAAAUGCAUAUAUAGAAUGAUGAUAGUGCCCAUUUGACUGUGUGGUGGUUUUGCGGACAUUUCCCUGAGAACUUUAAAUGGAAGAAGUGCAAACAAUCUGUGGUAUUACUUAACUAUAUGCAGUAAUUGCACACCAUUAUCAUGCUCAUGGUGAAUUGUUUGAAUUGCACUUUAUAUUUUCAGAUUUUUUUUCAUUUAAAUGUGAUUGUUUUGGUCUGAAUAGUUGUGUAUUUGGGGGGGAAAAUUUACUGUAUAAAUAAACAAAUACAUUUGUAUUUGUUUAUAAUGACCACCAAUUAUAAAAUAUUUUUUGAGAUAUUUCCUAACUACCUUUUUUUUCUCAUUACAUCUGCUGUCUACAUUAGUACUUUAGCAGGCACUCUUACCCAGGGCGUAUUCUGCAUUAUCGUAAGGUAGACAAAACAACCAUAUCAUAGUCAAUGCAGGUAUAACUUACCUGACUAAAGCAGCUAUCAGCAUAAACAACUGCUCGUCAGAAUUGACAAGUGAUAAUGGACAAGUGAUAGUAAAUUAAGGUAUUCAAUACUGUGUUCUGUUUUGUAUAUAUUUAUUUGUAUUCUUUUGUUAUUGCUAGAUGUGAUGUCUAAUACUGCACACACCCGAAGAGCAGUAUUUUGAAAUAAACUGUUUUAAUUUAUCCAAA
Esox lucius (northern pike) is the source of this 9586-nucleotide messenger RNA. Its product is annotated as microtubule-associated serine/threonine-protein kinase 1. The record is from RefSeq and is a predicted model, not a curated record. NCBI's taxonomy places the organism in Eukaryota, Metazoa, Chordata, Actinopteri, Esociformes, Esocidae. The coding region runs from base 1160 to 6571 and encodes 1803 amino acids. The transcript has 28 exons. Gene Ontology annotation, molecular function: ATP binding; magnesium ion binding; protein binding. Gene Ontology annotation, biological process: intracellular signal transduction; peptidyl-serine phosphorylation.